AUGCCUCCUGGUCGAAAACGUGCUAGUACAAGUAGUAAAUCAUCAUCAUCAACCCAUGGACAACAUUCUCCAGUAAUAUCUUUAUAUGAUUGUGGUAGUGUUGUAUGGUGUAAAUAUAAAAAAUAUCCAUAUUGGCCUGGCAUAAUAUGGGAAAAAACUAAUAAACCAAAUCGAACUUUAUAUGAAGUACUUUUUUUUGGAACAUUUAGUCUCGGAUUAGCUAUUGAUAGUAAAUUCUUAGAACCUUAUGAAGGUGUAGCUGAAUUUAAAAAACGUAUUACAGAAUUAAAAGCAAAUGAAAUUUUGAUUAAAAAUAAACCAAGUCAAUAUGAGAUGAAUAUAACAUUAGCAAAUUUAGAAUCAUUUCAAGAAGCUAUUAAACAAGCAUCGAAAGUUAUUAAAUGUUCAAAUUCUUCCGAAAGACUUACAUUAGCUGAUAAUAUGCGUAAAGGUGUCACGUGUGAUUUUUUUCAACUUGAAUUUGAGGACAAUGCUGAUGAUGAUGAAGAUGGUGAUGAUGAUGAUGAUAUAGUAGAAGAAGACAAUGAAGAAAUACAUUCAAAUCUUGCUGAAGAUAAUACUUCAAUUCUUUCAAUACCACCAAUACAAAAUGAUCAACAAUUUAUUCAAACAAUGAUAACUCAAAGUAGAAGUAAACGAAAAUUAGAUGAUGAUGGAACUGUUGCAAAUGUAAAAAUACGUCGAAUUACAAUUAAAAAUGAACCCGAACAACCGUCAAAUAAUCCUCCACCAUCUGUAUUAUUUCGUCAUUCAAAUGAUCAACCACUUGUUAUGUGUUCAAAUUUUGUUUGUCAUAGUUUAUCACCAACAGAAGAAACAUUUAUAUUAGAUGCAAUAAAACGUUCAGGUUCUGAUUGUAGUUUUUUUGAAGCAAAACAUAUAGCUGAAGAAAUGUAUUCAAACAUAGUUUGUGUUAAUAAUUCCAAUCGUCCAUUACCCGUUAGUGAAAUCUGGUUCUAUUUAUUUUUCUAUUUACAUUGUGAACAAUUAUUUUCAACACAUCCUCAUUGGCUUGAUGAUCUUGAAAAUGCUAAAACAAAUAAUAAUUAUUUAUAUGAACAGCAACAGCAGAUUAUACGUUUAAUGAAGACUUAUCGUCGUUAA
Molecule: messenger RNA, 1125 nt
Organism: Adineta steineri
Lineage: Eukaryota; Metazoa; Rotifera; Eurotatoria; Adinetida; Adinetidae
Source: the annotation of a GenBank genome assembly